Molecule: messenger RNA, 1968 nt
Organism: Lathyrus oleraceus (garden pea)
Lineage: Eukaryota; Viridiplantae; Streptophyta; Magnoliopsida; Fabales; Fabaceae
Product: chaperone protein dnaJ 16
Exons: 12
Coding region: 233-1468 (411 amino acids)
Source: RefSeq, a predicted model, not a curated record
UAAAAAUAAAAAAAGUUUUCAAAUAAAAAUUUCUCUCUGUUAUAUCGUUCUGUUGUCUCUUCUUCUCUUCUUUCUCUCUCUUCUUCUCUGAAACUAAGUUCCAGCUUGGAAGGGUCCACCACUCCACGGUGGAGUUUCUGGAUCUCACCGUCGCUCUUUCAGCUUUCUCCCUUAACUUUGACACAAAGGUUUUGUGGUAGAGAAAGAAAGGGGAUUACGACGUCGGUUUAGGAUGCCGGGACGUCGGUCUAAGUCGGAGAAGAAAGAUGACGACGAGAAGCAGCUCCGGCGAGACCCGUAUGAAGUCCUUGGCGUUAAUCGGAACUCCACCGAUCAGGAAAUUAAAUCCGCUUACCGGAAAAUGGCUCUCAAGUUUCAUCCUGACAAGAAUGCUAAUGAUCCCAAAGCAGCUGAUAUGUUCAAAGAGGCUACCUUUUCUUAUAAUAUCUUAGCGGAUCCUGAUAAACGGCGCCAGUAUGACUCAUCUGGCUUUGAGGCCGUUGAAUCAGAUAACCAGGAGUUAGAGUUGGAUCUUUCAAGUUUGGGUGCUGUCAACACAAUGUUUGCUGCACUUUUUAGCAAACUUGGUGUACCAAUCAAGACAACUGUAUCUGCGACUGUUUUGGAAGAGGCACUCAAUGGGUUAGUUACAAUUCGCCCACUUCCGUUGGGAGAGUUCAUAUCUAGAAGGGUUGAGAAGCAGUGUGCACAUUUUUAUUCAGUUACAAUAACAGAAGAGGAAGCAAGAGCUGGAUUUGUUUGUCGAGUACAAUCAUCAGACAAAAGCAAGUUCAAGUUAUUAUACUUCGACCAGGAAGACAAUGGUGGCUUCAGUCUUGCCCUCCAGGAAGACAGUGCAAAAAAUGGAAAGUUUACUUCUGCUGGAAUGUAUUUUCUUGGCUUCCCUGUUUAUCGGCUAGAUCAAACAAUGAACUCCAUAGCUGCGGCCAAGGAUCCAGAUACUUCAUUUUUCAAAAAGCUUGAUGGGUUCCAGCCCUGUGAAUUAACUGAAUUGAAGGCUGGUACCCAUACAUUUGCGGUUUAUGGUGACAACUUUUUCAAAAGUGCAAACUAUACAAUAGAAGUCCUGUGUGCUGCACCUUUUAAUGAAGAAAAAGAAAAUUUAAGAAAUGUAGAAGCUCAAAUUUUGUCCAAGAGAGCAGAAAUAUCAAAGUUUGAAUCAGAAUAUCGAGAGGUUCUUGCACAAUUCACAGAAAUGACAAGCAGAUAUGCACAUGAAAUGCAAACGAUUGACGAGCUAUUGAAACAAAGAAAUGAGAUACAUGCCUCGUACACAGUUGUUCCUCUAAAACGUAGUAGCAGCAGCAGCAAGGGCAGAAGUAAAACAUCUUCAAAGGAGUCAAAAGAAGAUGGUGAAGUAAGAGAAAAGAGGAGUACAAGAGAACGGCCAAGGAAGAAAAAAUGGUAUAACCUCCACUUAAGAGUUGACAAGAGAAAGGCUUGCUAAGGUGAGAGAAUUGGAGAACUAAGAAAUUCUUAAUUCUUUUGCUGUCACUCAUCAUGUAUUAUUAAGUAACACAUUAUUUUAUAGUAGCUUGUCAACUCUGAAUGCCAUUAUCAAACGCUAUAGUCGGUUGAUCUUUUGAUUAUAUAGCUCUUGUACAAGCUAUAAGAGGAAGGGUUUGGCAAAGCAACAAAACAACUCAAUGUAGUUGGAAGGUUUUAUUUAUGUUUGCCAUUCAAGGAUGACAACAACGCAUACUUCUUAUUGAUUUUGUAUAAUCCCUUUCCCCUCUUUCCUUUUAUUUUGUCUCUUAGUAGCUCUCAUCUUCAGGAUUCGAAUUUGUAAAUUGUUGAUUUAUUGAUGAAGAAUGGUAAAUUCUCUAAGCGGGUUGUAAUUUUAUUUUGAAAUAUUGGCAAAGCGUUGGAAGAUAGAGCCUGGUAAUUUCUUGUUCAAUAUUACCAAAUAAUAAUCUCAAAUGUUGGCUAAAUAUGGGGCCGUUAUUA